AAAUUCAUCAUGAACUAGGCAAAGAAAUUCCAUCCCCUAGAUUCUAGAAGUUAAAUCUUGUCUAGAUCUAUCUAGACUAGGUCUAGAUUUAGAUUCUAGAUCUAGAUUCUAGACUUAGUUAAUAGUUAUGCCUACUGAGUUACUGUAUUUAAUAUCAUAGGGCCUAACACAGAUUACUUUUAUUUAAAGUUACUUCCCUUAGUAGGAAGCUUCAAGAAAAGUCUCGGUAGCCAACACUGAAUCCGGAAGCUUCCCGGUCCGAUAUUUCCAGAAUAAAGUUUUCCUCUAUAUUAGAACCCAAGAAUGUCAGAUCGGCAAUUUUAUCCGAUGCAAUAUAACCAUACACAGGCAAGAAACGAUCCACUACCACCAGGCUGGGAAAUGAGAUACGAUAAUAACUCAGGUUGGCCCUACUUCAUAGACCACAAUACGAAGAAUACUACUUGGCAAGAUCCGCGAAUUUCGAUGAUGGGACCACUUCAUUACCCAUAUGCUGGCAGAUUCGCUCCUGAAGGCAGAACUGUUGAAAUACCAGUUCAUUACGAACCUGGACCUGAACCACCACGAACUUCCCAACCAGAACAACAGCAAUAUCAUCACACAGGCAACCAUAACUUAAACUACCCAUACCCCACUCAAUAUGGUGGUUCCUCGCAGAACAGUAAUCAACCCAAAAAGCGUGGUGAUGUUUGGGAGAUUCCUAUUCAGCAUGUUGGCUCAAGCAAUACUCCAUCAUCAGCUCGUCCACAACAACAACAACAUCAGCAGCCUACGCAGCUGCCUAUGUAUCAGCAGUACCAACAACAGCCUAAUCAGCCCAGUGCUCCCAGUCAACAACAGAUGGGACAACAACCGAUCAAUAUCCCAAUCAUUCAUGAAGUAAACAGGGGACCCAGUCCAAGCAGAGGCAGCCCACAUCCAGAUUUCUCACAGGCUAUUCCUCUCUCAGCACAAAUGCCUCAACAGCGCUCACAAGAACCUAAACCAGAUUAUGAAUCUCCACCUCGGCCCUCUGCUCACUCACAACCACAGCAACAGUCGGCUACUUCAACACAACCUGAUUCUGAUGUCACCCCACAGCAGCCUCCAAAAAGCCAAGAGGAAAGAGCUUUUGAGAUAAUUAACGGUGUAAUGAGUGCAGUCAAGUCGCUAGAGGGGGAGGUAAAUUCUUUUCAAGGCGUUAAAAAAGACAAACAGUAUCGAUACAUAGAAGAAAUGCUGACCAGGAAUCUCCUCAAACUGGACUCUGUUGAUGCCGGAGACCUGGAGAAUGUCAGGCAAGCAAGACGGCAAGCUGUUAGAUACAUUGAGGCUGCCAUUGAUUUAUUAGAACUAAAAGCUGUGGCUGCCGAGACCCACAAUCCGCAGGAGACUGCGGACAAUCAAAGCUCCAGCAGUGCAGAUGCUAACAAUUCAUCCAUAGCAGGACAAUCACAAGAUCAAAUACCCUUUGAAAGAGAUUCAAGUUCUGUCAGGGAAAUGCAGUUGGACAGUGAAGUAGCAUGUUAGUCCACUAUCUGUGAUACUUAAGCUUUUUUUUUUUUUUUGGUGUUAAACUGUAAUCUAAAAGAAAGUUAAUAAUCAUAAACUUUUUGUCUGAAACUUCAUGUCUUCAUUUUAUUAUUAUAAAGCAGUCACUGCUACUAAGGUUAACAAACAAUCCUACAAGCUAAUUUUUAAUACCCUUUCUCAGUGUUUGACUAUUUAUACUUAGUCUAGAUAAAGUAAAAAGUUUACAAUCCUUGACACUCCACCUCAUACUAUAAUAACCCUUCAAAGUGUAAUAUCUGAUACUGUUCCUUUGUCUUAUAAGCUUGCAUUUUUAACAUAAAUCAUGGUUUCUUCUUCAUAUAACAGUCUGCUCUGGCCAUGAUCUGUUUUAAUACUAUUAUUUAUUAUUGUAAAAAAAAAACUUAUUUCAAACUCUGAUAUUGUAAAUGUGGAAUAUUAAAAUUCUGCACUAAUGAGCUGAAAAUGAUUGCUUUUGUUGUUUCAAAAUUUCUUAAGGUUCAGAGUAACAUUUGGUUACAGCUAUUAGUUACACAUGUUAUGAACUUGUUAAAAAAAAGUUGUUCCUGUUAAAAUUUGGUCUUCAAAUUGGUCUUCUUGUUACAUGUUGCAUUAUUGGUCUUGUGUAUUUGUUAAUUUAGACUUCAAGUGUCAUUUUUUUUUUAUCGCACCUCAACAUUUUGUGGUGCUGUCCUCAGAAAAAAAAAUAUAAACACAAUAUGAAUGACUAUAUUUUUUACCGGCAUACGUGUAUUGAUAUUGUUAAGUUAAAUAAAGUUUAACAGUUUUUGAAUAUUAAAAUAUUUAUCAUAGGACUGAGUCUAAAAAUAUGAUGUUUUAUUAUUUUAUUAAUAAUAUUAAAAUAUAUGUGCACAACUAUAAAGCAUUACCCUGGGCCAUGGUUAUGAAUUUAUUGGGAGAGGGGCUGCAAAUAUAACAGUAGUUAAAAAACUGAACAAAUUUCCUGGAUGGGUUCUUUCCACUGAAAUAGCUUUAACUAAAUAUGUUGCAUAUUUACUGUGCAGUUCUGUGUAUAUAAUAGUUGUAGUUCUAGAGAGGAUGUGUUAAAAUUGUUGCUAGUCAUUAUGAGGGUUGCUUGGGGGGCUCUUGCUCCAGGUAAGUGUAUCUUAAAGGUUAUGACUGAUGCAUGGAUUAUUUUUUUAGUUGCUUGUUUUAUAAAAGCUUUUUUUUUAACUUGCUAUUCUAUAAUUGAAUGAUAGUUGAUACUAUGAUAGUAUAACUUAAUUAGAAGUGCCAAAUUUUUAUAAAUACUUUCAACAGCAUAAUUUUCAUUAUACCGGUACUAUGUUCAUUUUUUUGGGUUCUUUAUUUUUACAGAAAAGUUCAGUAUUUUAUUACCACUUCCAUGAUGGUAUUCUUGAUUAUACUGGUCAUUCUUUUACUUGGGUCAACUUGAAUGUAGGCUGUUGUAUCAUAAGUUAAGAAUGAACACAUUUGGUAAUAGGACAUUUCUCUGUUUCAAAUAAACCUCAACAAAAUUGAAAAUUUUCAAUAAGGUCUAUUUUUUACUCAUGAUAAAUCAAGAUAAAGUGUGUACAAAAUGUGUGAGCUUGGUUGUGAUACAAAUCUGUAAGAAAAAAACUGCAAUAAUUUAUUCUGCUUAUUUUUUGGGUGCUGUACAGUUUUUUUUUUUUAUAGUAAAAUGAGAACUAAUUUAUGUGUGUUACUUUUGUAAUUAACACAAGUAGUGUAUACAUAUUGUAACAUCUCAUGUUCUAAUAAAUUUCUUUGACAUACUUUGUUUUGUU
This is a messenger RNA of Physella acuta, 3278 nucleotides long. RefSeq names its product BAG family molecular chaperone regulator 3. The record is from RefSeq and is a predicted model, not a curated record. Gene Ontology annotation, cellular component: nucleus; cytoplasm; cytosol. Gene Ontology annotation, molecular function: protein-folding chaperone binding; adenyl-nucleotide exchange factor activity. NCBI's taxonomy places the organism in Eukaryota, Metazoa, Mollusca, Gastropoda, Physidae. Gene Ontology annotation, biological process: protein stabilization.